Lodderomyces margitis is the source of this 1605-nucleotide messenger RNA. It is a transcript of the gene SRP101, whose product is annotated as Signal recognition particle receptor subunit alpha. Gene Ontology annotation, biological process: SRP-dependent cotranslational protein targeting to membrane. Gene Ontology annotation, cellular component: endoplasmic reticulum membrane; signal recognition particle receptor complex. Gene Ontology annotation, molecular function: GTP binding; GTPase activity; signal recognition particle binding. The transcript has a single exon. The coding region runs from base 1 to 1605 and encodes 534 amino acids. The record is from RefSeq and is a predicted model, not a curated record. Lineage: Eukaryota; Fungi; Ascomycota; Pichiomycetes; Serinales; Debaryomycetaceae.
AUGUCUCAAUCUUUAAUUAUAUUCAAGCCGUCAGGAAAAGUUGAGUACCAGUAUAAUAACAAAAUCACCCCAUUCAAUGAUUUCAUCUCGACGUUAAUCAAUGAAACACAGAUCAAUUUAGACCCAAAUUUCACCACCGACACUAUCAAUCAAAAACGAUUCUAUUGUUAUCACAAGGAAGAUGUGUAUGUGGUACUAUACUUUGAUGCGAUAACAACGAUAAAUAGUGAUAAGAUAAAGCAAUCACUCACAGGGAUUUACAAGACCUAUAGGAAAUUUGAUGAGUCAGACGAUCUUGGAGAGGACAAGUUUCAUAGCUUGGUUGACCUACAAUUCAAUAAUUUGAUGAAAUCAAAACACAAUGUUGAAGAGUCUAAAUCUAGCAAGGAAGUCGAGAAUGUCAGCAAUGGAGCUAAACCUGCAACAAAACAGACAUUGGCACCAAAGCAAACAUCUUCGAAGAAAAUGAGAAAGUGGGAUAAUAGUGGUGAAAUGGUUGAUUAUUCAGACAGUCAAGUAUUGGAUUAUUCCAGCAGCCAGGGCCAAGAUGUGCACCACCAACUCAAAGAAAUGAAGGUGAAUAAUGAAGCUGCAUUUACGAAGGAGAGUGAGCUCGUUUUAGUUAACGAAUUGAAUGACAUUUUAAACGAGUCAGAGGACGAGGAAGAGGACGACAACCAAAAAAAGCCAACAGGGUUCUUUGGCAGAAUUGGAUCGUAUUUUGGUGGCUCCAUUGAUGUUGACGAAGUAUCAAAGAAAUUCAAUGAACAAUUGAUCUCAAAAAACAUAGCACCAGGCACAGCGAAAACAAUUAUUGAUAAGCUUAAAUCAAGACUUUCCGGGAAGAAAGUGAAUAUGGUCACCUAUAAGCAAACUUUGGUUGAUGAACUCACCAAGAUUCUUACUCCAAAUGUGUCAACUGACUUGCUAUAUGAGAUCAAGCGAAACAAUACCGGCAGACCGUAUGUUAUAUCAGUUGUAGGUGUGAAUGGGGUUGGUAAAUCAACCAACCUCGCCAAGCUAGCCUAUUGGUUUCUCCAAAACAACCUUAAUGUGCUAAUAUGUGCUUGCGAUACAUUCAGGUCAGGUGCAGUGGAGCAAUUGAAGGUACAUGUAAAUAACCUUGACCGCUUGAAUUCGGAAUUGUCCAACAAGUCGAAAAUUGCCUUAUUUGAAAAAGGAUACGGUAGUGGUGAUCAUGUGGUACAAACAGCCAAAUCGGCAAUACAGUAUGCCACAGAAGAGCAUUUUGAUGUGGUGUUGAUUGAUACUGCUGGAAGAACGCAUUCAAAUGCCAAAUUGAUGGCACCUUUGAAAAAAUUUGGCGAUGCUGCUAACCCAAACAAGAUUAUCAUGGUGGGCGAAGCAUUGGUUGGUACCGACUCUGUUGAGCAAGCAAUCAACUUUAACAAUGCAUUUGGAAACAGGAGGAAUUUGGAUUUCUUUAUUAUAUCCAAGGUCGACACCGUGGGUGACUUGGUGGGAACAAUGAUCAAUAUGGUCAUGGCUACAAAAGUACCGGUUUUGUUUGUGGGUACCGGUCAGACAUACACCGACAUUAAGAGAUUAAGUGUGAAGCAAGUCGUAGAUAUGUUGACCAAGUGA